AUUUGUUCUCUGUUUCAUUGUCAGUCUUGAUUCCACAAGGCUGGCACGUCACAGGUCGGAGCCAGCAUGGAAGUAAAGACCUUCCUCGUGGUGAUCCUUACCGUGUUCGCUGUCGAGGCCAAAUCUGUACCAGAACGAAGGGCAGAGAAGAGGUCCUCGAUAUGUUACGGUGAUAUUGGAUGCUUUAGUACAGGCGGCGCCUUUACAAGCCUCUACCGACCCCUGAGCAUAACACCACAGUCCCCACAAUCUGUCAACCCCCGCUUCCUGUUGUUUACGCGCCAAAAUCCCGCAACCGGAAGCCACCAGUUCUUGGCUUACACAAACACGGCCGGGAUUCAGGAGUCAAAUUUCAAGGGAUCGAGGCCGACAAAAGUAGUCAGCCAUGGUUUCCUGGAGAAUGGUUUUGCUGAUUGGUUAAUGAAAAUGAAGGACGAGCUAUUGAAGAAUGGAGACUACAAUGUUAUCCUCUUGGACUGGGGUGGUGGUUCCGGUAUUCCGUACACACAGGCCACCGCCAACACCAGGGUCGUUGGCGCGGUCCUUGCAAAACUUAUCGAAGCGCUUCAGACCGUAGCGUCUGCUCGGGCCGAAGAUUUCCACCUGAUUGGCCACAGUCUUGGCGCCCAUAUAUGCGGUUACGCAGGAGAAAGGACACCCAAUCUUGGUAGAAUCUCAGGGUUGGAUCCCGCUGAUCCCUAUUUCCAGUACACCGACAAGACAGUGCGUCUCGACCCAAGUGACGCCACGUUUGUGGACGUCAUGCACACCAAUGGGGCAAGCAUUCUCACGCUAGGUUACGGUAUGAAGCAGCCGUGUGGUCAUGUGGACUACUUUCCGAACGAGGGGCUCAACCAGCCGGGAUGUGACGCCAGCCCAGUCACCAAACUGCUGACAGAGGGAGACAUCUAUAAUGGAGGUAAGCAAAUUGUUGCUUGCAGCCAUCUGAGAGCCCACGACUAUUUCACGGAGUCCAUCAACAGUCCAUGUCAGUUCAGCGGCUAUUCGUGCCAGGACUACGCAAACUUUAAACGUGGUAUGUGCAUGCCCUGUUCCGGUGGCGGUUGUGGCUACAUGGGUUUCCAUGCCGACCGUGCAAAACCUUCCCAAGGAGUCAUCCAUAAGCAGUACUACUUGGAGACUGGCAAUACAGCGCCUUACUGCCGGUACCAUUACCAGAUAAACGUAGCGUUUGGAAGUCUUCCCUCUGCAAAAAUCGAACAGGGAACAGUGACUAUGAAUCUGAUUGGUUCCAAGGGACAGACCGGCGAUCAAUUGCUUACACACGACCCAAUAGAUAUUCAUGAAGGCCACACGUACGGAUUUAUGGCAACAUCACCCCACGACGUUGGUGACAUCUCACAAGUGACGUUUAGCUGGACUCUUGACUCUCAUUGGUACAAUCCCCUCUCAUGGAGUCUUCUCACGCGCCACUCCAUCCACGUCAGUUCCAUUGACGUCACCAGUGGCGUCACAAACACAAAGAAAAGAUUUUGUGGGUUUAACGAGGCAAUCGGCAGUCAGAUUUCGAAAACUGUUUCACGAACCUGUUAAUAUUGUUGAAACACACUUUAAGGAGUCAUUAAAAAGGAAACCGAA
Messenger RNA from Mya arenaria, 1599 nucleotides. RefSeq names its product pancreatic triacylglycerol lipase-like. Gene Ontology annotation, molecular function: protein binding; triacylglycerol lipase activity. The coding region runs from base 67 to 1554 and encodes 495 amino acids. NCBI's taxonomy places the organism in Eukaryota, Metazoa, Mollusca, Bivalvia, Myida, Myidae. The record is from RefSeq and is a predicted model, not a curated record. Gene Ontology annotation, biological process: lipid metabolic process. The transcript has 11 exons.